AUGGCCCAUGCGUGGACAAUACACGCCAUCACCAAUGUGUUCACGGGGUAUUGGUGUAUGUUGCACGUGGUCGCCUGCCACCCGCCCUCCGACUCCUCCGCCAGCGACCACCCGCCCGAUGCCUCCCUUCCUCCGCCUUCGUCGCCAACUGAGCUCUCCUCACCCCAGGUCACGUCUCAGAGACCUCUAUGUCCGCCGGUCGCACCGCUCGCCUUGUCGCCCAAACACUCAGGGCCCUCCGAGGCAAAGGCGCAAAGGCAGACAGAGUGCCGGUCGCAGUUAAUAGUACACCCGCAGCCGGCGGGGCCGUACGCGCCGCUCGGCGUGGUGACACCGCCCCAGCCUGGCCCGUACGGGCCGCCCGGCGUGUUGACACCGGCCCUGCCUGGCUCGUACGCGCCGCCCCGAUAA
Helicoverpa zea (corn earworm) is the source of this 411-nucleotide messenger RNA. RefSeq names its product proline-rich receptor-like protein kinase PERK1. The record is from RefSeq and is a predicted model, not a curated record. The transcript is spliced from 2 exons. NCBI's taxonomy places the organism in Eukaryota, Metazoa, Arthropoda, Insecta, Lepidoptera, Noctuidae. Bases 1 to 411 code for a protein of 136 amino acids.